Molecule: messenger RNA, 1908 nt
Organism: Aspergillus thermomutatus
Lineage: Eukaryota; Fungi; Ascomycota; Eurotiomycetes; Eurotiales; Aspergillaceae
Product: DUF4246 domain-containing protein
Exons: 4
Coding region: 1-1908 (635 amino acids)
Source: RefSeq, a predicted model, not a curated record
AUGGAGAGCUCGAAGGAGGAAGGUCCUCCGUCGGGGAUUCAGUCGGAUCCGCUUAUGCUACCAGGUCUCUCUAUAUCCUUGUUCCAUGAACACCGGGAACAAUUUCGCAUAGCUUUGCACCCCUCGGACUUGGCUGAGCGCUGCAUCUCUGAAAAGACUCUCUGGGAAAUCACCAUGGUGCACGUCAUGAACACUAUCACAGAUGAGCCAAGUUGGGAGAAAAGGAUCUUUGACGAGAAUUGUGCAAGAGAAUGGCGCCAGAAAUUCCUCGACGUCUACAAUGGCCUUAGCCCCGAGAUGAUGGAUUGGGUCAUCGAGGAGGUUAAGUUCAAGGCUGAAAUAUUCCUCAAAAAGGGAAUGGUCACUGCGUUGGACGGAGACGUGGUCAAAUCCGACUCUGCUAUCACUGAAGAUAUCAAGCUUGCCCUCCAGGCGGCUGUGGAGCCUCUGGAGGAUAUUGCUGAGCAUGACAAGGACUAUGAGCCCGGCUCGGGAGGGCAGAUCGUCAACUUGGUUGAUCCGUCGCUGUUCGCACUCUCUUAUAGUCGUAGUCAAGUACUCCCGGACAGAGUGAUCGGACUCGAUGACUAUCUUUCCCAUUCAGGAAGGGCCAAAAUGCUGGAAGUGAAGUGGGAAGAGCGCGAUUCCUUCACCGUAAUGAAUAACGGCAGAACCAGAACCAAGCGCGAAUUCCUUGACUUGUUCUCUGCAUAUAGUCUCGAUUACCAGUGGCUGCCAUGUGAGAUCAAGUUCAAAGACGCUACCGAGGGCUGCCGUAUUGCGUCCUACAUCAACAAUCUGCGCCCCGAUCACCAUCGCCCGCUUUACGAUACACUCGAACGGAUCAUCGCAAGCGCCAUUCCUCUGUGGAACAUGAGUUUGACACCUCUGAGAUCCGAGCGACUACAUCGCCGAAAUCGGAUCAAGUUCGAGCGAAUUGAGUACCUCCCCAACUCCGAAUCGCUACGUGAAGUUCUGGAGCUUGGUGACCAGGUUGACUUUGAGGAUAUUUAUGACCGUCUCUGGGAAAGAGAGAAGUCUCGUCCCGUUAAGCCUCCAGAGACCGGGCCCUUGAGUCUCUGGCUAGAUCGACUGAGAGGCGAGAAUCCUAUUGAUCUUCGAACCACAUUCCGUGACAGAGGAUUGCAGGUCAUUGUGAAAAUGGCCAACAUCGAGUUGACACCUGAGACGCCAACAUACAUCGGGACUCCCUGGCAUUUCGAGGGGCUGUUGGUAAGUCUUAUUGCCCCAAGUUCUCUGUUUGCCAUCUGUCCCAUGACAGGCUGCAUGAUUUGCACAAAGCAAGAGAAAUCCCAUGCUGACAGAAAAUCUCAGAAUGAGCAUAUCUGCGCAACGGCCAUAUACAACUAUUCGUGCGAAAACGUUACCGCUCCCACAAUCAGCUUCCGUCAGAGACUUUCGCUGGACUGGCUCCACGAGAAUUACUUUGACAAGGGAUUCGGUCUCCCCUGGUUGCCACAGGUCUUCGGGUGCGAUGAGGAAGAAAAGCAAGUCGUGGUUCUGGGCGAAGUCUCCUGCCCCGAAGGCCGUCUCGUGACCUUCCCAAACAUGUUCCAAACCAGCCUCGCUUCCGUUGACCUCGUCGAUCCGCGUAAACCGGGUCAUUGCAAGUCACUGGUGGUGCAUCUUGUCGACCCUUAUGUCCGUAUCAUCUCGACCGCCAACGUUCCUCCCCAGCGGGCGGACUGGUGGGAUGGCUUCAAUAUCCGGAGAGAUGUUCUGGCUCAAAAGGGACUCCCCGUAGAGCUGCAGGAUAUGGUGCUGGAUUACCUUGAACCAUACCCUCUCACAAUCGAAGAAGCCCGCGAACUCAGACUAAACCUCCAGAGAGAGAGGAACCGUAUCAGGAGGGAGCAGACUGAAAAGCUCGAGAAGUGGAGGUUCUGA